UUAAACAUUAAUUAUAAAAGAAAUAAACCAGGAAAAUGCAUUUAUAAUGACUUAUAUUGUAUAUGUUUUGAAUUUUUAUGGAUAUUUUAUUAGAUUCUCAAAAAAAUACAAAAAACCGACUGGUGGUUUUAAUUAGUGGCUCGGGUACAAAUCUUCAGGCAAUUAUUGAUGCAUGUGCAUGUCAACAAAUUAAUGGUUAUAUAUCUAGAGUUAUCUCGAACACUCGAUCUGCAUAUGGUAUUGUUCGUGCAGAAAAAGUAGGAAUUCCAAUUACUAUACAUCCUCUUCUUCCAUAUAAAAAAAAAGAAGAAGCUAAUCUAGCAGGAAUUGAAAUAGCUCGAUAUAAAUAUGAUAAAGAUCUCUCAGAUAUUAUUAUUAAGGAAGAUCCAGCAUUGGUUAUUUGUGCAGGAUGGAUGCAUAUUUUGUCAAAUGCAUGUCUUGAUCCAUUAGAAAAAUGUGGAAUUAAACUUAUUAAUCUUCAUCCUGCACUUCCAGCAACGUUUGAUGGUAUGUAUGCUAUAGAGAGAGCAUAUAAAGCUUUUUGUGAGGGAAAAAUUAUGAAAACUGGAGUUAUGGUUCAUCAGGUUAUCGAAAAAAUUGAUCGAGGAGAACCUAUUAUUGUUAAAGAAGUUCCAAUGUUAAGUAAUGAAACUUUUUGUCAGUUCGAGGAACGCAUGCAUAAAAUUGAACAUGAAGUUAUCAUAGAGGCAAUUUUAAUUAUUUUAAACUCUACAAAUAAGUAAUUUAUAUCAAUAAUAUUUUUAAGGAUAUAUAUGGUUUUCAAUCUUUAAAUGAAUAUGUACAAAUGAGUUAAUAAGGAAUGCCUAUAUUGAAUUAGCCUAUUUUAGUAAUAGUUAAAUAGAACUACCAUUAGUAAUUGAUUGAAAUUGGUC
Molecule: messenger RNA, 893 nt
Organism: Pneumocystis murina B123
Lineage: Eukaryota; Fungi; Ascomycota; Pneumocystomycetes; Pneumocystales; Pneumocystaceae
Product: phosphoribosylglycinamide formyltransferase
Exons: 1
Coding region: 78-743 (221 amino acids)
Biological process (GO): 'de novo' IMP biosynthetic process
Cellular component (GO): cytoplasm
Molecular function (GO): phosphoribosylglycinamide formyltransferase activity
Source: RefSeq, a predicted model, not a curated record